Alosa alosa (allis shad) is the source of this 1225-nucleotide messenger RNA. RefSeq names its product guanylate-binding protein 1-like. The transcript is spliced from 5 exons. The coding region runs from base 142 to 1038 and encodes 298 amino acids. The record is from RefSeq and is a predicted model, not a curated record. Gene Ontology annotation, molecular function: GTP binding; GTPase activity. NCBI's taxonomy places the organism in Eukaryota, Metazoa, Chordata, Actinopteri, Clupeiformes, Clupeidae.
GUGCUGGGCAGCCUGGCAGAGACGUAUGUGAAGGCGAUCCGCAGUGGGCAGGUGCCCUGUCUGGACAGCGCUGUGGAGUCGCUGGCGCUGAUCCAGAACGGGCGGGCCGUGACCGAGGCGCUGGAGUUCUACGAGAAAGAGAUGGAGCGCUGGGUGCGCUUACCCACCGAGACACAGGAGGCGCUGUCUGAGAUUCACGCUGCUGCAGAGAAACAGGCCGUCAGCAUCUUCAUCAGCGGAUCCUUCAACGACCAGGAACACAAGCACCAGCUCGAGCUCAUGAGGAGCGUGCAGGAGCGGUAUGAGGAGUGGUGUCGGCGUAACGCGCUGGAGUCCAGGCGUGUGUGUCGAGGCGUCCUGUCCCGUGUGUUUGCUGGCCUGGACGAGGCCGUGGGGGGGGGGUCGUACAUGAGGCCGAGGGGGUACAACAGCUACCGCUCAGACCUGGAGAAGGCCACGCAACUCUACAGAGCAGCAGAGGGCACUGGACUACUGAGAGAGGAGGUCCUGACGGAUUAUCUGAUGGAGAAAAGUGCCGUUGGGGAGAACAUCCUGGCGGCUGACCGCUCCCUUACUGAAGCCCAGCAGAGGAUGGAAGCGGAGAAGAUGAAGCGAGAAGAGGCGGAGCAGCAGCAGAGGCUGCUGGAGGACUACAACCACAUCCAAGAGCAGGCCAUCCAGGACCAGCAGAGGAGCAACCAGGAGAACCUGCGGCAGAUGGAGGCCAAGAUGGAGGAGCAGCGGCAGAGGGCCAAAGAGGAGCUGGAGCGUGCAGUCUCCGCUAAACUGAAGGAGCGUCAGGAGUCUUUGGAGGAGGGUUUUAAGGAGCGCGCUCGACUGAUGCAGGAGGAGGUGGACAAGCUGAAGCAGGAGCAGCAGCAGCAGAAGCAGCAGCAGCCGCAGGGCUCCUCCUGGCUGGACACCACAGCUGACGUUCUGGAGACUGGGGGGAUGGCAGCCGCCUUCGUGCCCGGCUGGGGGCUCGCAGGGAUAGGCUCUAUGGUAGUGGGGAAGGUCCUCCGCUGGUUGAAAAAGUAAGCUGGGGCAGGCAGAGUCCUCCACCGAUUAAACUGGGGGCUACUUGAGAUUAGUACAAGUUAUAUAUUCCAUAUUAUAUAUUUCUAAUACCGUAGAGACAUAUGUAGAAUUAUCACAGGAAGUGUUAUUUGAUUCUGAGUCAGUUUCUUUUUGUUCUAAUCUGAAAUAAACUGUAAAUCACUCAUAA